ACAUAGUGAGGAGCCAUCUGGGCGUCAAGUUCUGCAGAGAAAAGAUUUAGCUGGAACAAGUCCUGGCGACUGUUGCAACAUGUUCAAGAAGAUACCUGGCAGGACUGUGCAUUGACAAGUUCCAGUUAUGCAACGUAACCAUCACGCUUGUGCCCGGCCCAUGGCCGAGAGACUCCUGGUUCUUAAGAGAUUCGAACACGGAAGGCAUUUGAUUAUUAGAUUCAGAAGGGAGGGACGUGGACAUUGUCCAGACCAUAGAGACUGGCUACUCCUGAUCACACUCACCUUUUCAUACACGAGAAAGCUAUAAAGGAAGCCGAUUGCAACAUCUUUAAGAAGAAGUCAUAGCGAGUCUUGCCUUUAAUAUGCUAGUUGGUGUCUUGUCAUUCAGAGGCAUUGGACAAAGUUCCAGACUAUAACAUCCUGUCAAUGAUGUGACUUUGAGUACCCUCUGGAAAACUGCAAAGGAACAUGUAUUCUAACAUAUUGGAUUGGCAAGGUCCUACCAAAGAAUUUGCAAAGAAGAAGCAGUCCUUAAACAACAGCUUGAAUAUGUUAAGGUACAGUACAGAAGAAGAUGUCGAGAACAGAUCCUCCUUUAUACGGGACUCAAGAAGCAUGAAGAGGAUGGAAAGCAUGAGCAGGACUCCAUCACCUGCCACAAUAAGUAAAAGGAAAAGAGGAAUGAGAGGAAGCUUAUGGAGUACAACCGGAUCACUGCCAUUUGGUGGAGCAUGGAUCUCAGCAGCGAGUUUUGAUGCUGAUGCUCAAGAACAACAGUCACAAGAUUUAGUACUUGACCCUGUGGAACAUGCAUGGAUGAUAAUGGCUGCAGAAGGCAACUUUGAGGAUCUACAGGAUUCACUACAGCAGGAUCCAAGUCUGCUUUACAAAAGAGAUUUUGUAACUGGUUACUCUGUGAUACAUUGGAUUGCCAAACAUGGCCACCAUGAGGAUUUAAUUAGACUUAUGGAUUUUGUAAGUGCUGGUGGCUACUUCUUGGAUAUCAACACUCGUGCUAGUGGUGGUUUAACCUCACUCCACAUUGCAGCACUACAGGGGCAUGACAUACUCAUCAAAGUUCUGGUAGGGGCAUACAAUGCAGAUAUUCAUAUUCGUGACCACAAUGGCCGAAAAGCUUGGCAAUACUUAAAGCUCAAGGCUGAUAGGAAUCUUUUCAUACUCCUGGGUGCUCCUGAAGAUGAGGAAAAUGGUGCAAUGGCUGGCAUAAACAAUAACAACAACAGUCAUGGAGCUACUCUGCAGAAAAUGACACCACGGGACUAUGAUGAACUGGAUUCUUUACCUAAAGUAGCAUUGUCAGUUGCACCUUUCAGGAAUUUUAUAAGGAGUGCUUAUAGUUUCCUUAAAAACUGGUAAAUUUGUACAGCAUGGUAUGUCAACCAUUACAAUUUAUAUUAAGGAAUUGCACUAGUCCAAAUGAAACAAUAAUAAGUGAAGAAUAACUAUUUGCAUACUUUUUGCAUGUGAAUAAAAUGAUGGAAUAACAUCCAUCCGCACAUGUCAACAAAGAAAAGAGAAUUUUAUUGUGGGUGAUUCCAAAAUCUGUUUUUAUGGAAAGAUUCUUGUUGGUAAAUAUUUUUCAUGUAAGUUGCCCUUGGGUUAUUGUUAAAACAUUACUUUAAGUGGAUUUCCCAGGAUUGUUAAACAUUUUGAGAAUAGACUGGGGAAAAAAAUAUGACUCUACAUUUAUUACUCUAGACCCUCACUGGUCCUGGGCAGACCUAGCUAGGGACACUGUAGUGGAGGCAAUGCUGGAAUGGGGGUAAAUUUGGGCAUUACUAAAGUCAUAUAUAAGGAUCCAGAACAAGUUUUUUUUCUAUUUAUCAUUGCAUUUGAAUCCACUUCUAGUCUUGGCUCAAAAAAUUAAAAGACAAACUGCCACAAAAAGGUGUGUGUAAACCCCCUCCUUGGGACAGUUGCGUAUAUAAAAAAAAAAAAAUACCCAAAAAACCUAUAAACCUAAAAUGAAAGAAGCAAUCUGAUUGGUUGCUAUGGGCAAUGUUUCCUCUGCACAGGUUUUGAUAAAUCUCCCCCUUGGUGUAGAUUUUAAUUGAAACUAGCUUCUGCUUGCAGCUGUAAGUUUUAGUAAAUCUGUCAUUUGCAGGAGAUGGUGCCUCCUUCCCUUAAGGCCUUAUCCUCUUUACAGCAAGCCCCACCUACUUGUCCAGUUAGGCGUAAUGUUGUAAAAGCCUCACAUUUUUGGGCAAAAUGGGGUUUGAUGUGUUCAAUAAAUCCCCCCUCUCAUUCUUCUAAACAAUGACUAAAUAUAAAUGAAGAUCAGUCUCAAAGGAACAUUUUAUGCAAGAUGCUGGUUAUUUGCACAGAAACUACCUGCAAGUUUACUGGUUAAAUGGGGAGAUUUAUCAUUGCCUUCAUGACAUUUAAUAGGCUGAAAUUUGGCGCAAAAUUUUUGCACAGUUAGUUUUUUUAUUUUGUCUAUGCAGUGGACGAGAUUUAUAAACUGUGCCUUUUUUAAAAAGGCACAAAAAUAAUGUGCAAAUGUUCAAAUAAAUUCUAAUUCAUACUACCUCUGCCUUGCUUUAAAAAAGUGACAUCCCACAGCAAGUUCCGAUUUGAUUUUUCAUUUAUGCAAAAUGUAUUAAAGUCUGUCCGCAGUUUUGAUAAAUCUGAUGCACAUAAGCCAAAAACACAGCAAAAAGGUUGUAAAGUGGCUGCACAUAUAUUCAUAAAUCUCCCCCAAAGUCCAGGGCCAAAAACCAUGCCCCAGAUGUAACAUUAGCUCUUAUUGGACUAGUACUGCCAUCAUUGAUCUUUAAGUCUUAAAAAUGUAUAUUUUAAACAGUUGUUUGUCUCCUAAACCCUUCUUGUAUUCAUGUUUAUGUGUAUACCUUGAUGGACUUACAUAUGAAAUAUUUUGAGGUACAAUGUGCUGUACUGAGCCAACAAUUUGAUAACUUGGUUAUAAACGUAAUUCGGUUAAUAUAUUCUGUGGCAUUUUUCUGUGUGUAUAUUGUUUACUCUUUAAUGCCCUAUAAAUAGUGAGAAAACAAUAAAAAAAAACUCAAACAUACAGUACAUGAUCAAAGUUAAAACAGAUGUGGCAUUCAGGAUAUCCUGUGACAUAGAUCGGCCUACGUGGGCUUACAACUGCAAUUCACUGUACACAUAUCAAACUAGAAGUGGUGACUUUCUAAGAAUAGCGCAGAAGACUGAAUCCAGUACUGCUGGGUGGAGCCCUCCUUAGUGUAACCUUUUAAUAUUGGCCUUUAGAAAUUGCUAAAUUUCAAGCAAUACUUCUAGAGUAGAGUACCUCAGUAACAUGGGGAACCUUUAUUAAAACUUGUUCAUAGGAAAAGUGUAGCAGUUGUCCAUAGCAACCAAUCAGAUUGCUUAUUUUAUUUUUACAAAAGGCCUUUGAAAAGUAAAAGAAGCAAUCUGAUUGGUUGCUAGGGGCAACUGGUCAACUUUUCCUCGCCACAGGUUUUGGUAAAUCUUUCCCAUGGUGCUGUGUAAAGGCCUUCAGUACACCAGGAGUCACUUUCAUAUGGUAAUAUUAUGGUCAGUAUGGCCCAACAUGUCACACUACACUGAGCUUAUUGGCAGCUGCAGCGAUGUCCCGCCUUGGCCAGUUUUAAGCCGAGCUGCAGUGUGAUGUAACAGACCCGGGCACCAGGAAGAAGGCAAACCAUAUGUAAUUUGACACCUUUCAUUCAUCAUAAAAUGGUGGAAAAAAAUUAUUAUGUUGGGGGAACUGAAAAAGCACAAUUUUGCAACUUUGUAUCCUGACCCCUAUAAAUGUAUUAGGGCUAAUUUUUGCACCAUAAACUGUAGUUUUUAUUGGUACCAUUUUUAUUUUCAUGGGUCUUUUUGAUCACUUUUUAUUCUUUCUUUUCUGAUGACAUGAGACCAAAA
This is a messenger RNA of Hyla sarda, 3897 nucleotides long. It is a transcript of the gene SOWAHD, whose product is annotated as sosondowah ankyrin repeat domain family member D. The transcript is spliced from 4 exons. The record is from RefSeq and is a predicted model, not a curated record. Gene Ontology annotation, molecular function: protein binding. NCBI's taxonomy places the organism in Eukaryota, Metazoa, Chordata, Amphibia, Anura, Hylidae. Bases 472 to 1380 code for a protein of 302 amino acids.